AUGGCAUCCCAAGGCCAGGCCAUUUUCUGGAGCAUGACUACAGCCAUUGUCAUCCUGGCUGCAGUGAUCGCCCUGAUCAUUGGUUUUGGUGUCUCAGGAAAACACUCCAUCAGUGUGACGGCGCUGACCUCUCCAGGGAACAUUCGCCAGCGCAGCAUCCUGGGCUGCUCUUUUGAGCCCGACAUCCGGAUGGACAGCGUUGCAAUCCAGUGGGCCAAGGAGGGGGUAGCUGGGCUGGUUCACGAGUUUAAGGGUGGGAAGGACCACCUGCAAGAGCAGGAUCCAUCAUUUCAGGGCCGCACGGCCAUGUUUGCGGACCAGGUGAUCGGCGGGAAUGCUUCCCUGGAGCUGAGGGAUGUGCAGCUUUCCGAUGCUGGCACCUACCAGUGCUCUGUCACCACAGCCAGAGGGAGUGGAGCAGCGGUGCUGCGGUACAGGACAGGAGCCUUCAGCACGCCUGUGGUGCAAGUGGAGCACAGCAGGCACGGGGGCACGCUGCAGUGCGGAGCCCCGCGCUGGUUCCCUCGCCCUGCUGUGCGCUGGAUGGCCUGCGGUGACACUGGGGAGCACCUGCCCUGCACUGCCAACACCAGCUACCAGCUGAACCCCGAAAACAUCACUGUGAAGGUGGUUUCCCUCCUGCACAACAUCACUGCUAAUGCCACCUACACCUGCGUGAUGGAAAACAGCAUUGCCAAGGCUGUGGUCAACAUCAGAGUGACAGCCUCUCACAAUUCUUCUGCUACAGAUUUCAGCACUACAAAGGUGACCAACUUGCAGCUGGUGAACCUGAAUGCAGAAUCAGUGUCAUCCUCCUUUCCAGCCUGUCACUGGAUGCUUCUGCUUCCUUUAUACCUGCUGUCAAUAUAA
Molecule: messenger RNA, 870 nt
Organism: Agelaius phoeniceus (red-winged blackbird)
Lineage: Eukaryota; Metazoa; Chordata; Aves; Passeriformes; Icteridae
Gene: VTCN1
Product: V-set domain containing T cell activation inhibitor 1
Biological process (GO): T cell receptor signaling pathway; regulation of cytokine production
Cellular component (GO): external side of plasma membrane
Molecular function (GO): signaling receptor binding
Source: RefSeq, a predicted model, not a curated record